AUGGAAAACGACGCUGGACAAUUGGUUGACCUUUACGUCCCCCGCAAGUGCUCUGCCACUAACCGUAUCAUCCAAGCUAAGGAUCACGCUUCCGUUCAACUUAACGUUUGCGCUGUUGACGCUGAAGGUCGCCAAAUCCCUGGCGAGAAGACCACCUACGCCAUCUCCGGUUUCGUUCGUUCCAAGGGCGAGUCCGACGACUGCAUUAACCGUCUCACCACUCAAGAUGGUCUUUUGGAUGGUGUCUGGUCUUACCAACGUUAA
Messenger RNA from Schizosaccharomyces osmophilus, 264 nucleotides. RefSeq names its product 40S ribosomal protein S21 (gene rps21). NCBI's taxonomy places the organism in Eukaryota, Fungi, Ascomycota, Schizosaccharomycetes, Schizosaccharomycetales, Schizosaccharomycetaceae. Bases 1 to 264 code for a protein of 87 amino acids. The record is from RefSeq and is a predicted model, not a curated record. Gene Ontology annotation, molecular function: structural constituent of ribosome. Gene Ontology annotation, biological process: endonucleolytic cleavage in ITS1 to separate SSU-rRNA from 5.8S rRNA and LSU-rRNA from tricistronic rRNA transcript (SSU-rRNA, 5.8S rRNA, LSU-rRNA); endonucleolytic cleavage to generate mature 3'-end of SSU-rRNA from (SSU-rRNA, 5.8S rRNA, LSU-rRNA); translation. The transcript is spliced from 2 exons. Gene Ontology annotation, cellular component: ribosome; cytosolic small ribosomal subunit.